CAUUGGUCCCGAGUGCGCCCGCAUUCGAUUGCAAUAAAGCCGGAACUGGCUCGCUCCACUAGUGCACUCUUCUGGACAGUCUGUGCAAGAAUGCAACGCUAGAAGGAUACAAUUUCGGCCCAGGCUAGAAUAGGUCACGCAGGGCAGCGUUGUCGGGGCCCGGGUUUGGCGGGAAUCCUUGAGCUGCUCUGACGACAGCGACAAGGGUUGGUCGGAGCCCGGCGGCAAUAUCCUUCUACUUUUCCUGCAUCUGUCGGCAUCAUUAGUCCAGCAAGCAAGCAAGCAAGGAAGCAAGCCUAGCCACAUAGCUAGCUAGGCAGCCAGCUGCGGGAUGGAGGAGGCGGAUGAGGCCGCCAUUCAGGCGGCGCUGGCGGAGGACGCAGCGGCGGCGGCAGGCGGCGGCGGCCGCCCCACACGCCGCGUCACUCGCAGCUCCACCGGCCACGCCAAACCGGCGCAGCCGCCGCCCCGCGCUACGGGAGCGGCCGCAGCCGCAAGCGGCGCCGCAGGCGCAGCCGGCGCAGCCGGCGCAGCCGGCGGCGGCAGUAUGUUUGGCUCUGAGGGCAGCGAGGGCUCGGAGCUGGAGUCCAGUAGCGAGGGGGAGUCGGCCACGGACGGCGACAGUGCGGACAGCGCUGAGGACGCCGAGUUCACACAGGCGGGGUCGGACGAUGACGACUCGGGCGAUGGAGACGGCCGCAGGCGACCCGUGGUGGCGGGCGGCCGCGGCAGGGGGCGGCCGCGAGCCGACGGCACAGGCGGCGGCGGCCGGGGCCGCAAGGCGGGAGCGGCGGGGUCUGCGGGGCCGGGGCGGCGGGGGCGGCCGCCACUGGGCCGCAGCUCGGCGGUCAGUGACGGCGGCAGCCCCAGUGCCACCAGCGACGGCGGCUACACGUCGGGGUUCACGACGGGCGACGAUAGCGAUGAUGCCGUGGACCUAUUCGGAGACGACCUCGACCCCCUCACUCUUCUAGAAGAGCUGGAGGGAGGCGGCGCCGCCGCCGGCCUGGGGCUGGGCCGCGGCGCCGCCGCCGCCGUGGGCGGCGGCGCCGGCGGCGGCGGCGCCUUGCAACCCUUCGAGCUGCUUCGGGAGCGGCGGCGGCGGGCGCUACAGCGCGAGGCGGAGGAGGCGGGCGGCGGCAGUAGCUACUACACGGAGGGCUCGGACGCGGGGGAGGACGAAGACGACGAUGACGGCGCCGCCGCCGCCGCCGCCGGGCCUUCCACCAGCGCCGCCUCCGCCGAUGCGGCCGCUGGCGGCGGCGGCACGGGCCGCGGCCGCGGCCGCGGCCGGCGCGGGCGGCCGCCGGGCUCGGGUCGCGGCUCCACGGGUCGGGGGCCGGGGCGGCCGCGUGGCCGUGGCCGUGGCCGCCCGCGUGGCGGCGGCGGCGGCGGCGGCGGCGGCGGCGGCGGCGGCGGCGGCGGCGGGGCUCACCCCUUGGGCCAGCUGACGGCAUCGCACCCUGACGCCGCCAUCUUCGGGGCUGAUGCGGACGACAUUCUGAAUGACCCACUGGCGGAGCGCAUUGGGCUGGUGGAGGCGGGCCGGGGCCGCGCCAGCCGCAGCCGGCGGCGGGGGCGGCGGGGGCGCAAGGCGGGCCGGCCCAAGCGCGGCAUUCCCGAGGAGGUGACGGCCAAGCUGGGUGAGGCCAAUGUGAUGUACGCCCUACGCGAGUACCAGCCCGCCAUAGAGCUGCUGACACAGGUGAUCAAGGAUUACCCGAACAUCUCCGACCCCUACCACACCCUGGGGCUACUGUACGACGCCAACGGCAACCCGCGCAAGGCCCUGGACUUCUUCAUGAUCGCCGCCCACCUCAGCCCAAAGGACGUGGGCCUGUGGAAGCGCCUGGCCGCCGCCUCCACCGCGCAGGGCUUCUACCGCCAGGCCGUCUACUGCCUCAGCAAGGCGGUGGCGCGCAACCGCGGCGACCUGGACGCACUGUGGGACCGGGCGGUGCUGUUCGCGCAGGUCGGCGACACGGACCGGGCCCUGGCGCAAUUCAGCCUGGUUGGCAAGCUGCGCCCCGGGGACCCCGAGGUGCCCGUCAUGUUGGCACGCCUGCAUCACCAGGCGGGGGCGCCGCUCAAGGCCAUUUCUGUCCUGGAGUCCCACCUGCGAGACCACCCGGACUCCACCGACCUCACCCACAUCAAUAUACUGGCGGAGCUCUACAUGGAGAGGGGCGGCUACAACGAGGCCCGCGCGCUGAUCGAGCGGGCGGCGCCGCUGCUGUGCCCGGCCGACCAGCCGCUGCCGCUGGACCUCAGCGUCAAGGCCGGCCUGUGCCUGGCUCACACGGGGCGGUGGGAGGAGGCGGACGAGGUGUUGUCGGAGCUGCUGCGCGAGCCCGUGGAGGCCUUUGGAGACCUGUACUCGGCGGUGGGCGGCGCGCUGGCGGCGCUGGGGCAGCACGACAAGGCGCUGCAGUACCUUACGCCGCUGCUGGAGCACCCCGACCUCAACGAGCCCGGCCUGUGGGCGCAGCUGCUGCGCUGCCACAGGGCGCUGGGGGAGCAGGCGGCGGCGGCGGCAGGAGGCAGCGGAGGAGCAGGAGGAGCAGGAGGGGGAGGGGGAGGAGGUGUGGAGGAGGGGUUGGCGCUGUACCGGGCACAACUGGAUGGAAUGGACCCCGAGGAUUCCAGGUACCCCGCCGCGGUGGUGGCGCUGGCGGAGCAGGCCGCCGCCGCCGCCGCCGACCCCGCCGCCGCCGCCGGCUGGCCCAGCGCCCGAGCUACAGCCCUGGACAUGGUCGGCCUCAUGGACGCAUACCUGGCGGCCAAGGCGGCGGCGGCGGCUGCUACUGCCGCUGCUGAUGCUGCUGAUGCUGCUGCUGGUGGUGCUACAGCCGCUGCGGAAGGCGGCGAGGGCGCGGCCGCUGCAGCCGACGGCGAGGGGGAGGCUGCUGCUGCUGCUGCUGCUACAGCUGCUACAGCCGCUGCAGCCGAUGCCGCUGCUGCCACAGCCGCUGCUGCUACAGCCUCUCCUCUGGGCUCUGCUGCUGCGCUGCUGGGGGAGGAGCUGACCAUGCGGCUGAGUCAGCUGUACGCGGCACUGGACCUCAACGACAAGUACAUUGAGAUCCUGCGCCCCGCUGUGGAGGCCUCGCUGGCGGCCCUUGACGCCGACCUGGCGCGUGUGAACGACCCCUCGUUGCCGGUGGGGCUGCGGCGCGCCAUCAAGCGGCGGCGCAUGUUCAUGCGGCGCGGCGGGCGCAAGGGCGAGGGCGCAGCGGAGGUGGGCACCAUCUUCAAGGGCACCACGCGAAGGGACCGGCGCUCCGCCAAGACUCGCGAAAUGGACCGGCAGGCGGCGGCGGUGCUGGGCCUGCCACCCGACAGCGGCUACGUCAGCGGGCCGGAGGGGCCGGGCGGCGGCGGCGGCGGCGGCAGCGGCACGGAGGGCGGCGGCGCCACCAGCGGCGAGGGCAGCGGCAGCGAGAUGAGCGGCGGCGAGGGCGGCGGCGGCGGCGGCGGGCGGCGGCGGCGCGGCGGUGUGCCCAAGCUGCCGCGCGGCGGCCUCAUCGGGACCAGCGUGCUCAGUGACCCGGGGCAGGCCGCGGUGCUGCUGCAGCUGACACGGGCACUGGCGGCCACAGGGCGCAUGGAGGAGGCCAAUGCGCUCAUGACCAAGGCUCUGGCCCUCGCCACGGGCUCGGGAGCCGACGGCGCGCCCGACGCCCCGCGCAAGCCCGGCCGCCCCGCCGCCGACGGCCCCACUGGCUGGUUCGACCGGGCCGUUGUGGAUCGGCUGAGGGUGGGGCAGCUGGAGCUCGCCAGCAUCGCAAUGGCAGGCGGCGGCGGCGGCGGCGGCGGCGGCGUGGCGGCUGGCGCCGCCGCUGACGGCGCCGCCGCCGUGCGCCGCCGCGGCGGCGGCGGCGGCAUUAGGGCGCUGGGCCUGGGGACAGGCGGGGGGCUGGGCGCGGGUGGGGAGGAGGAGGACGCGGUUGGGAGGAGGCGGCAGCGCGGGCGGGUGGCGAAGGCGGCGGCGGCGGUGGCGGCGGCUGGUGAGGGCGCGCUGAGCCCGGGGCAGUUGUACAGCCUGAAGAUGAUGACUCAGCGCUGGCCGCACAGCCUGGGGCUGUGGAACCUGUACUGCUCCGCACACGCGCAGGGCACGGACCUGCGCGCCUGGGGCGGCCACAUCACGUCCAUGCGCCGCCGCCACCCGCACAGCGUGCCGCUCAUGGUGCUGCAGGGCCACGUGUCCCUCCUGGGUCGCUGCUUCCGCGAGGCCGUGUCCGAGCUCUUCCACGCCUACCGCUACCUGCCCGGCGAGCCGCUGCUGCUGCUCAGCCUGGGCGUGGCUCUCAUCAGCGAGGCCAUGGCCAGCUCGGGCGGGGCAGGAGGCACAGGGGCAGGAGGGGGAGCCCUGGGGCCCCUGCCGGGGGCGGGCGCAGGCAGGGGCCGGGGCAGGGGGCGGGGGAGGGGCGGGAGGGGCGGCGUGGGUCCGGGGCCGGGGCGCGGCAAGAAGAGGACGGCGGUGCGCGACCGCAACCGGGGCGUGCUCACCGGCUUCGCGUUCCUGCAGGCCUACCAGCGCGCCCGUGGCAGUAGCCUGGGCCAGGAGGUGUGCUACAACCUGGGCCGGGCCGCCCACCAGCUGGGGCUGCUGCACCUGGCGCACCACUACUACGAGGCAGCCCUGGCCGCCACCCCCGCGGCGCCGCCACCGCCGCCACACACCGGCGGGCAGGGGCAGCAGGGACAGCAGGGGCAGCAGGGGCAGGGGCAGGGUGCGCCUGGCAGCGUGGCGGCUGGCGCCGGGGGCGCUGCCGAUGGCGGCGGUGGGGGAGGCGGUAGUGCGGGCGGGGCGGGCGGUGUGGGCGGGUCGUGGGACCUGCGGCGCGAGGCGGCUCACAACCUAGUGCAGCUGUACAGGAGCAGUGGGGCGCACGGGCUGGCGAGGGAGGUGAUGGCCCGGUACCUGGUGGUGUGAGGAGCAGCAGCAGCAGGAGGAGGUGGUGUCGGGAGGUGGUGUCGGGAGAAGGAUGAAGGAUAGUGGGAUGGGGGAUUAGGGGAGGUGGCGUAGGCGGAGGGUGUAAGGUUGGGGCGUGUGGGGAGGGGCGUCGGGCCAGAGUUUGCAGCAGGCUUCAUAGAGGAGUCCUUCACACAUUUACAGAGCAGUUAUCAACGAUGCCUUAAGGAGAACACAUUCGCACGGACAGAGCAAUGGGUUGUUGGGUGGCGAAGAAGCCUUGGGUUCGUUGGAGGGGCGCGGGGCAGUUAUGUAUGUUGUCUGGCUGCCAGUAGGAGGAGCAAAGGCCGGCGUGCAAUCGUGUCGAGCAGGUCUGUACGCAGCGACAUUCGAAUAGUGCACUGGUAAAUGAAGCUUGAAGACAUUCAUGUGCACACCCGCGCCGCGGGAAGAUACAUUGCACUGGUUACAGGAGGGACCUGCUGACGCAGUUCACGAGUGACGUGGAACCUGACAGUUCAACCCGCUGUGUGAC
This is a messenger RNA of Chlamydomonas reinhardtii, 5453 nucleotides long. RefSeq lists its product as uncharacterized. Gene Ontology annotation, biological process: transcription by RNA polymerase III. Gene Ontology annotation, molecular function: protein binding. Gene Ontology annotation, cellular component: transcription factor TFIIIC complex. NCBI's taxonomy places the organism in Eukaryota, Viridiplantae, Chlorophyta, Chlorophyceae, Chlamydomonadales, Chlamydomonadaceae. The record is from RefSeq and is a predicted model, not a curated record. The transcript has 22 exons. Bases 332 to 4939 code for a protein of 1535 amino acids.